AUGCAUUUUUCUGUCCUGCCAGAUGUUGAAGAAGAAGCCGGCAGCUGGUUGGUUUCUGAAAAGGACAGGGAGGCUCAGAUCUAUAACAAAGACAAGGGGGCCAGGAUAGCGGUGCACCGGUUGUCAAACAGAUACUAUACUGGCAAGAACGUCCAUUGUCGAAACUGCAACAAGACCGGACAUCUCUCCAAGAACUGCCCUGAGCCCAAAAAGUUGUUGUCCUGCUUCCUUUGUGGCACCCCAGGCCACCUGGCCAGUGAAUGUCCCAAUAAACACUGCAACAACUGCGGCCUGCCUGGGCACCUCUAUGAUUCCUGCAGCGAGAGAGCGUACUGGCACAAACAGUGCCAUCGCUGCAGCAUGACGGGGCACUUCUUUGAUGCUUGUCCAGAAAUCUGGAGACAGUAUCACAUCACGACCAAGACAGGUACUCCUAUGAAGCAGCGUGGAGAAAACCCGGGUCGAACCACUGUCUACUGCUACAACUGCGCCCGGAAAGGACACUUUGGCCAUGAAUGUACACGGCACAGGAUGUUUAAUGGGACGUAUCCCAGCACCCCCUUCAUCAACCACUAUGACACUGUGGAGGACAUCAACCGCAGACAUCACAGGAUAAAGCUGAAGUUUAAAGAACUGAAGAAAAAUGGCCUUUUCCCUGUCAAAGCCCAGACCCCUCUCACUCCAGGACCGCCAAAGAAGAAACAGAAAAUCAUCUCUCACAAAAACAACCACACACCUAACCAUACACCUUACCAAAGGUCCAACAACCACAAACCCAGCCCAAGUCAUAUCUUUUUUAAUGACGACAAUGACCAUAGGACCCCAGCACCCAAAACAAAGAAGUACAAACAGCAGGAAGGCACCGGCAAUGUGAAACCAUGGAAACCCAAGAGACCAGUGCCCACCUCAAGAGACCAACCAACUAAACUAAUUGUGGAUGAAGCACAUGACUUUCCCAGAGGGGGAGGCAAAGAAGAAAACACAAAGGAGAAGAAGAAGAAGAAGAGAAACAGGAUGAAGAAAACGAAGCAAGCUCCUUCAGUGACACCAGAUGGACAUGGAGACAGCAGACCAGACCGUCUCUGUUGGACUGUAACUAGAGAGAUGCAGGGGUCAAAGCAAGAGAAAGGAGAUAAGAAGAGGAAGAGGAGAAAUCGAAACCGCAGAAUUGCUGACAAAAAACGUGAUGCACAGAUGUACCCGACAGAUGAGAACCUUUUUAUCAUCAAACAGAGGAAACGCAGCAGAUAGCAUGAGUUUAUGUGAGGUGUGGGUGUCAGCGCUGUGAAAGUAUGUGUUCCUGGCAUUUAGGGACAUGUCAGACAUCUUGUUGACUCAGGUCUCGCUGCACAACACCAGCGCUGCUUCAGGGGGUUCAUAGGCCUUUUUCACAUUUUGAAAUGUCACCUAAGGUAUAGCACAGGUGUGAAGGGACAUCGCUACAGCAAGCAAAACCUGUGAGCACCUGACUAAUAUUUUAAGACAUUCAUCCUUUAGUGCAUGUAGUUCUGCCUGUGCUUUUCCUACUACAACAAGUCAAAAUGUCUGCCGUGAAAGAAGGUCUGUUGUGUUUCAUACUGUAGUCUGGGCUGCUUGUUCAGUUUCACUUCGUGGUCAGUGUGAUUAUUACAGCCCCUAUUCAAACAGUGGCACCACUUCAUGCCGUUUUCACAUCUAAGUUGCUGUUUAUAUAUUUGGAGAUGGAGAGUGUUGUGCGAGAACCAAGAUAAGAGGUUCAUACAGUAAUUAUAAAAGGCAACAAGUCAUUUCCACAGUUCCGAGCAUUCCUAAUUAUAAAACAGAAUAACUAGCAGUGCUGACAGGCAUAAAGAAACAGCAAAUGAUUUAGUUGCAUCAAAAUGCAAUGUUUUUCGAAGUGAUGGUUAUAAUAAGUAUUUUUAUUGCUAUCAUAAUUUUUCCUUUCUUUGUUAACAUUAGUUUCUGCAGAUUGAACAUUUUGAAGUACAGUCAGAUCUUUUCCUAGUGCCUCUGUUAUACGCUAGUUUUAAAGUUGUUGCUGCUGUUUGCAGUUGGAACCAAAGGAUGGUGAGUUUUAAAAAAUAAAUAAAUAAAUACUUUUGGAAAUGUUCGACUUUCCAUUUAGAUUUGAAGGGAGGCCUUUUUUUCUAUAACCCUGAUCAAAAUAUAUGAACAUACUGUAAAUACAUCUAUUACACAUGUUUGUAAAUCUGCAGAUACUCCCCUCACCAGUUCUUUUGUGAGCUAGAAUGCAUCACUGACAUGCAGCUCUGCCAGUAUUAACCUUCAACCACCCCUAUUUAAAUUCAGGUGUACAUGGUUUUAUUUGUUCUGAAUAUAACAUAAUGAAACCUUAAUAACAUGAAAGAGUGUGAGACGGUUUCUUGAUGACAUGGAUACUGGCUACCGGAAAUCUCUGGGAUAGAGAAAACUGUAAUUUGCUGUCUGACUUAAUAGAUUUCUGAUUCAGGAAGAUAAAUGAGUUAUGUGCUUCA
Messenger RNA from Micropterus dolomieu (smallmouth bass), 2474 nucleotides. It is a transcript of the gene zcchc7, whose product is annotated as zinc finger, CCHC domain containing 7. Lineage: Eukaryota; Metazoa; Chordata; Actinopteri; Centrarchiformes; Centrarchidae. The record is from RefSeq and is a predicted model, not a curated record. Gene Ontology annotation, molecular function: nucleic acid binding; zinc ion binding. Bases 1 to 1251 code for a protein of 416 amino acids. The transcript has 7 exons.